UCGCAGCAUCUACAGUCUAUAGUCUAUACUAACCCGUUCCCCUAAACUGUACCUCAGCCAACACUUAUCUCAUUUCAACAUCUUUGCAAAAAUGGCCGCCGCCGCACCUCCACCUUCACCAUCACCAGUCCCCUCCGUCAUAGGUGAAGACUUAAUCCCAUCCAGCCAACACCAAAUCUUUUCCCGUAUCCGCCUCGCCACCAUAACUGAUGUUCCUCAUAUCCACAAACUCAUCCACCAAAUGGCCGUUUUUGAAAAACUCACUCAUCUCUGUUCCGCUACUGAAUCAUCACUUGCCACUACUCUCUUCCCUCCCAACUCUCCUCCUCCUUUCACUUCCUUCACUGUUUUCCUUCUAGAAGUUUCCAAGAACCCUUUCAACCCAAUUUCCCAAAAUACCCCUAAUUUCACCCCGGUGCUUAAAACUGUAAAUCUUGAUCUCCCGAUUAAUGACACUGAAGAGGAGGUGUUUAGGACAAUUGAUGAUGAUGAUGAUGAUGUUGUGGUUGCUGGGUUUGUGUUGUUUUUUCCUAAUUAUUCGACGUUUUUAGCGAAACCCGGGUUUUAUAUUGAGGAUAUAUUUGUGAGGGAGUGUUAUAGGAGGAAAGGUUUUGGGAAAAUUUUGUUGUCUGCUGUGGCGGCACAGGCGGCUAAGAUGGGAUAUGGGAGAGUGGAGUGGGUGGUUUUAGAUUGGAAUGUGAAUGCUAUUAAGUUUUAUGAGGAAAUGGGAGCGGAGAUUAUGCAAGAAUGGAAGGUUUGUAGGUUGACUGGUGAUGCUCUUCAAGCAUUUGCCAGUGUUAACAUUUGAGUUUUAAAGAUGUCUUCAAUUUGAAUACUCCACUGUGAUGUGUGGAUGUAAUGGUUGUAAGUGUUAUCAGUAGCAAUUAAAUAAAGAAUUUCAUGUGUUUUUGGUA
Messenger RNA from Lycium barbarum (goji berry), 914 nucleotides. Its product is annotated as GCN5-related N-acetyltransferase 8-like. The transcript has a single exon. The record is from RefSeq and is a predicted model, not a curated record. Gene Ontology annotation, molecular function: N-acetyltransferase activity. NCBI's taxonomy places the organism in Eukaryota, Viridiplantae, Streptophyta, Magnoliopsida, Solanales, Solanaceae. The coding region runs from base 92 to 808 and encodes 238 amino acids.